AUACAGUCUAAAAAAAUCGGUUGACCAAAAUGUAACGUUAUUCAAUUUUUGGCAUUGACAGUUGGAUGUUUUGACUGCCCUUUGAUAUUUUGUAGCAGAUGAUUUGCAAUUAUUAAUAGUCAAUUGUUUGAAUAAAGAAUACCAAAAUGUUUCAGUUGGGGUUCAAUAUGUUUCAUGAAAUUGCAAGAAAUUUUAACAUGACCUAUCGUUGCUACUCAGUUUCUAUGCUACCUGGAAACGAAAGGCAAGAUGUUGAAAGGGGAGGAAAAAUUAUUAUGCCACCAUCAGCUUUGGAGCUGCUAACUCGUCUUAACAUCGAAUACCCAAUGAUAUUCAAGUUAACAAAUAAGAAGACAAAAAGAAUUACACAUUGUGGUGUUUUGGAGUUUGUUGCUGAUGAGGGAAAGGUUUAUUUGCCACACUGGAUGAUGGCUAAUUUAGUACUAGAAGAAGGUACCCUGGUGCAAAUAGAGAGUGUCUCCUUACCAGUUGCUACAUUCUCCAAGUUCCAACCACUUUCAGAAGACUUUCUCGACAUUUCCAAUCAAAAAGCAGUGUUGGAAAACUGUUUGCGUAACUUCUCAUGCCUGACUACAGGAGAUGUCAUAGCAAUAAAGUAUAAUUCUAAAGUGUAUGAACUCUGUGUGUUGGAGACGAAACCCGGAAACGCUGUGAUUAUUAUUGAAUGUGAUAUGAAUGUUGAGUUUGCUCCACCGGUUGGGUAUAAAGAAGAAGAUCAUAUAACAAAAGGUGAAGGUAGCUCGGAUAUGGGUCGCAUGGAUGAAGACCCAGCUUCUAUGAUGCCGGAGCCGAGUGGUUUUGUGGCAUUCAGAGGUGAAGGGAACAGGCUUGAUGGUAAAAAGAAAAAGCUAACCAGCGAAAGUGAAUCCGAACCACAGGCAUCCAAUUCCAGACAGCCAUAUGUUCGUGGAAUACCGGAUUACGACUAUGUUAUUGGUACACUCAGAUUUAUCAGAAAUUCAAGGCCCCCGAGCGCGAAAGAAGAAGUACAAACAGAACCAUUCCAAGCCUUUAAAGGGGAGGGUUUCACAUUGCGUACUGCCAAGUCGAAGAACUGAGUAGUUUUUAUAUAGAUUUUUUACUAUUCAACUUACAAAAUAGCCCAUGAACCCUUUCAAUAUAAUUAAAAUAUGUAAUGGAAAUUGCACUGUUAUUCCUAACCAAUAUGUUGAAAAUUGUUUACGUUCAUUGGUAAAUGUAAAAAGAAAUAUAUAUUUGUUAAACCUUUUGACUGCUGCAAAAUAGAAAUUAAAUUAUUCCCAUGUAAUAAAAAAGUUUUAAAACACCAAAAUAUGAGAGAAAAUAUUUAUUUUAUGUACAACUCCGUCCAAGGCUUGAGAUGCUAGUUUACAACCAUAUCUUCAAUUUAAACAUAUACAGACACCAUUUUUGUGUACAUUUGACAUCUGCCAUUCAUCAAACUGCAAUCACAAAGUUAUCGAAAUAUUGUUGGAUAUCAAAAACGUUUACUUUUAAAUUAAAAUAAAUAUAUACAAUAAUAAUAUAAUUGCCAGUUUUCACUUUAAUUUAUGGUGCUAUUAUGGUCAUGGUCAUAUAAAUUAAUGCUGAUUUUAGACAGGCCCGUUUUAACAUCGAAUGCAGUGGUCAAAAGGUUGAGCAUUUAUUCAAUAUUAAGUAUAUUAAUUAAAGGCCUUAUUAAAUUCGACAAUUUUGAUAUAUCCAUGCAUACACUGUGUUUAAUGUUAAAUAACCUUUUAGUUUGAGCAUUUGAGGUGAUAAUAAAAAACGAGUUUUACAA
This is a messenger RNA of Danaus plexippus (monarch butterfly), 1780 nucleotides long. It is a transcript of the gene Ufd1-like, whose product is annotated as ubiquitin fusion degradation protein 1 homolog. The transcript is spliced from 7 exons. Lineage: Eukaryota; Metazoa; Arthropoda; Insecta; Lepidoptera; Nymphalidae. The coding region runs from base 147 to 1079 and encodes 310 amino acids. The record is from RefSeq and is a predicted model, not a curated record. Gene Ontology annotation, molecular function: polyubiquitin modification-dependent protein binding. Gene Ontology annotation, cellular component: VCP-NPL4-UFD1 AAA ATPase complex.